AAGCAUUGUUGUGGUGUUGUGCAUAUAGUCUUUAGGGUAAGUAUGAAAAAUAAUGUUGGGACAAAUGUAUGUGUUAAAAAUGUUUGCCAUUUCAGAAUCAACGCUCCCACGAGUUAGUCGAAGAUGAAAUCUUUGAAAAGUAUUAUCAAAGGUGAGCAAUUAGUGCGUGAGUCUGAGCACUUGCUGCAGACAAUUGGCAGCGAAGCAAAUGCCGCACUGCGCCAAGCCAACUCAGAGCUGGGUGCGUGUAUAGACGAAUUCCGUGAAAUGUCGCUGCAGGUAUCGAAGGAUGUUAAUCAAUUGCAAGAUACUGUGAUGGCGUUGUUCCAAGCAAGCGCGUUAUAAUCCCAUUAAGAUAUGCGAUUUUCUGCUGGAAAACUGUUUAGAGCCACUAAUUUUGAAGCCAGUUUCAUUGGACUACAGAAAGCAUACCACAGCAAUCUGCUCUGUUCUAUAAUAAUUGCCAAUUUUUAGCACAUUGGGUGACCUCGAAUUCAGAAAAGGGCAUACCCACAUACCCAGCAUUGGUUAAGACCCUACAUAUGAGUGGAAGCAAAUAUUUGAAUGUACAAAUCAAUUAUCAGCAAAAGAUUAUCAUGGGCAUACUCAAAGAAUUCGAUAUUUCCGAUGCACACACAGUUGGCACUGCGCCGUUGAAAUUAUUGCGUCAGUGUUUGCGUCAAUUAGAUUUGUUGAAAAAUGUUUGGCAGAAUGUGUUACCCGAUGCAAUUUAUAACAAGACAUUUUGCGAUAUUAUACAUGAUUUUUGUAAUGAAAUAAUACGACGUAUACUCGCAAUGGAGGACAUUUCGGCAACAGUGGCAAGUGAGUUGAGUGAGCUAAUCGGUGUCAUAUUGGAGAAGGUGCCAACUUUAUUCAAGCACAAACAUGAAGUGAUACAUAUUAAAUCUUGGAUAAAACUUGAGCAAUUCAAAGUGAUACUGAAUGCUUCGUUGCAAGAAAUCACCGAGCAGUGGUGUGAAGGUGCCGGUAUUUUAACGGCAAACUAUAAGGCAGAAGAAAUUAAGCAUCUCAUACGAGCACUUUUCCAAAAUACCGAUCGGCGCGCCAAGGCAUUAACGAAAAUUGUCUAAACAAGAUACACUGCGUUUUUUCUGGUAGUAUAAGAUUUUUAUUCUAAAAUUUUGAAAUAGUUAUUAAAUAAUAGGUAUGUUUUUCUGAAAUAUUUCUGAUAAAAGUUUUCGUUGCAUUCGCUAUUUUUUUGGUAAUAUUCGCAAUGUUUACAUGCCUUCAAGCAAGAAUUGUGCACAGAUAAUGAAGGACGACUCAUCCAUCCAUUCUAUUAUCGGCGAUCAUAUCUGGGAAAAUACAAAAGCACAAAGUUUUUCAUAAGUUAUUUAUAAAUGAUGUUUUUAAUGGUUUAAUUGGAAGAUUGCAAUAAAAAACUUAUUUAUGUACGUA
Rhagoletis pomonella (apple maggot) is the source of this 1422-nucleotide messenger RNA. Its product is annotated as centromere/kinetochore protein zw10-like. Bases 543 to 1094 code for a protein of 183 amino acids. The record is from RefSeq and is a predicted model, not a curated record. The transcript is spliced from 5 exons. NCBI's taxonomy places the organism in Eukaryota, Metazoa, Arthropoda, Insecta, Diptera, Tephritidae. Gene Ontology annotation, biological process: endoplasmic reticulum to Golgi vesicle-mediated transport; mitotic spindle assembly checkpoint signaling. Gene Ontology annotation, cellular component: RZZ complex.